AUGGAUAAUCAAGACCCCAUCGAAGCUGCCCGGCUCGACGCCAAAGCCGGGGUUAAGGGGGCCCUUGGGGCGUACAUCGGCAUGGUGCUGAACCGGGCGGCGCUGAAGGUCCCGUACCGGACCCGGUGCCGUGCUCGGCCUGCCGCCCCCGUCGCCGCCGCCGAGCCUGUGAACUGCCCCGAGGGGCUAGCCCUCGACGAAUCGAAAUUCUCGCUGGCCGAAAGCGAGAAUGUUCUCGUUUUGGGCACCGUUGUUGAGCCAGAGAGCUUAAAAAUGUCUGCCGCAAGCGAGAGCAGCGCGGUGGCCGACCAUCUUCUCGGCCACCAUGACGAGACGGUCGCAGUUGCGACCAACAGCAACGCCGGUGCCGGCCAGCCCGGCAAGAAGAAGAAUAGAGGGAAGAAGAAGUCGGCGAAGAAGUCGGCGGCCGAGGAAUCGGCUCCUUCUGCUCUUCCCGCGGGCGACGGCCCGCUCACCGAAGCCCUGAGGUGGGCACAGAUUUUCAGUCUCCUCGGGCUCGGCCCAGAGAUGAUGGAGGGUCUGGAGGCGGGCCACCUGCAGGCCAUGUUCGAGCAGAACAUGGCCAUGAUCAGGGCACAGCCGAUCUGUGCCAACCCCACCUGCGGCCAGGUUGGCCACACGCUCGCCGUCUGCCCUGUCCCCAUGGACAUGGUGGAGGGCGUAAUGUGCGGGUGCUUCUUCUGCAACGUGGUGACGCACGAUGCAGAUGACUGCCCGAUAAUGGAGUGGGUGACGCCGAUGGUGCUCGUCACCCAUCUGAUUACCAACCGGGCCGGGAUGCCGCCCUGGAAAACGCGGCUCGACUGGGUGAAGCUGGCCAUCGACAACUGGGACGUGGUCUGCUUCGCUCUGCUCCCGCUGACCCGGGAGUUUGUCAAGCGGGAGUACAUCCCGCUCAAGCGGUGGGAGGAGGUGAAGGGGCUCUCGCCCAUCACCGACCCGCUGUUCGCGAACGCCAACCGGAGGCUGCUGCAGCGGCUGGCCCAGCCCAUCCAGGCGCAUCCGCUGAAGGAAGAGGACUCCGACACCAUGUGCUGCUGCGAGGACGGGCGCAACGAGCAUGUCGUCUACCGGAACGAGCAGCUCCAGGUGUAUCUCCGCGACCCGGCCGAGGUCCUGGAGGAGGCCCGCAGGUACAUGGAAGCCCGCGAGCGAGAGAUCGCUGCCGCCGCCGCCGAGCUCGAGCCGGCGAGGAAGGAGCCGAAGAGGGCCGACAAGUCGCGCAAGAAGGGCCGGCGCGCAUUGAAGGAGGCCGCCGCUGUCGCCGCCGCCGAAGAAGGUGCUGCUGCUACUGCCGGACCAAGCACCGAGAAGCCAAAGGAGGAAGCCAGCCAUAACGACCGCCCCUCCGACAAAGACAAGGAAGACGUGCCCGUCUCGGAUCGCCUCCUGGAAUUGGCCGAUCAGAUGGAAGAAGUCUUCCAGAACCUACGCGGUAUCGUCCAGUCUUAAGCGACAUUACCUUCCUUUUUCACCCGAAGAAUGUCGACAGCACCCUCCUCCGGUAUACAUGUCACCGUCUACCGAUCGAUCACAAUUCGGCGUUUGAAACGACACAUUCCUCAUCGUAUUUCCUUCCUCUUAACACAGCCUCGUCUCGACCUUGCAGCGCGAACUGAUUUUCACCCGAAUCUUCAGCAUUUCUUGGUCGUUCAUCUCUGGGCUUUGGACAGGCCGUUUUCGGUCGCAUAUUUCCUUCACCUCGUCGAUAAACCUUCAUUUUCUUCUCGACGACUAGGGCAAAUACCAAGCUCUUCUGGGGAUUUACUAAUAAAAUAACGACGUCGACGAUUGCAUCCACG
This is a messenger RNA of Chaetomium strumarium, 1823 nucleotides long. RefSeq lists its product as uncharacterized. Gene Ontology annotation, molecular function: nucleic acid binding; zinc ion binding. The transcript is spliced from 5 exons. The record is from RefSeq and is a predicted model, not a curated record. Lineage: Eukaryota; Fungi; Ascomycota; Sordariomycetes; Sordariales; Chaetomiaceae. The coding region runs from base 1 to 1473 and encodes 490 amino acids.